AAUAUUGGAAGUUGUUGACAUGCUACAACUGCAUACACAUAACAUAAGCAGCAAUCAAUUUCACGUUUUGGUUUCCUCACCGUUAAGCAAACCACCACAACCCGUAGAUGGCGUGUUAACGACCGGGUCCUUGAUUAUGUCUUUAAUUAUUUAUUUGUAUAGCUGAGUUCCCAUUGGUUCUCCCAACUCAAGAGAACAGCAGCGGGGCGCAGAUCCGUCUGCAGCUCCACGUCUCCGCACACAAGCCUCCGACUCCGCUCUCCCACUUUCGGACCGGGUCCUGUGCGGAGACCGGGUCUGCCGCGGACCCCCUAAAUGCCUUUCAUUGAGAAGAGGCUUCGGACGUUCAGCGCAGUGAAUGUGUUAACAUGGGCAACAAGCAAACGAUCUUUACCGACGAGCAACUCGAUGCCUACCAGGACUGUACGUUUUUCACCCGCAAAGAAAUUCUGCGCUUGCACGCCAGAUACCAUGAGCUGGCUCCACACCUUGUACCAAUGGACUACACCAAUGAUCCUGAUUGUAAAGUGCCUUUAGCCUUAAUAGUCAACAUGCCAGAGUUGAAGGAGAACCCGUUCUGCAACAGGAUCGUAGAGUCUUUCUCCGAGGACGGGAUGGGGAAUCUCAGCUUCAAUGAAUUUGUGGACAUGUUCUCUGUCCUGAGUGAAAUGGCUCCGAGGGAGCUCAAGGCGAUAUAUGCCUUCAAAAUAUACGAUUACAAUGUGGAUAAUUUCCUGUGCAAAGAGGACCUGGAAAAGACUCUGAAUAAGCUGACGAAGGAGGAGUUGACUCCUGAGGAGGUGCAGCUUGUGUGUGAGAAAGCCAUCGAGGAGGCGGACUUAGACGGAGACCACAAACUCUCCUUUGCUGACUUUGAAAACAUGAUUACGAGGGCUCCGGACUUUUUAAGUACCUUCCAUAUACGAAUCUGAGAGGGCGCCAUGGAAGGCCGACGGCGUGGUGAACCUCAGGACUCUACCUGCAGCCUGUCAUUGCCACAGCAAAGUGCCUGUCUCCCACCCCCACGUUCAAAACAAUCUGACCUCCUCAAGCAAAAUACAGGUUGAAGCCGAAUUCCAAGGAACGGUUAUUUCUAGAUGAAAAUGUAUUUUCCUUUUACCACCGAUGAAAGGGCUUAACCUAGACUGGUCUCCUGUUGGGAGAAAGACUACGUGUUCCACAUUUUAAGGUGGAAUCAGUGAGUCAGUGAAACAAGUGUGAAAACAGCCAGAUUCUGGAUUGAUGCCUAAAAAGCUCGUCUACCUACAGAAUAUUGCACAUGCGAUACUCCCACCUCUUCCUUCCUACACGACAGAUAUUUAGUCUUCAUAAGGCAAAGGAAAAAGGUUGAAAAUGAAAUCAAAGCGGAGGAGCAGGAAACAAGUUUCCACAGAUAUUUUUUACAAGCUCUAGAAUAUACAGAAAUGCAGUGUAUUGCUUUUAACAUUUUGAGUUUUGUUUUUUUUGCAUGUGUAAGCGAUGAUGAAGACAAUCAUAUCUUGCUGUUCUCCAGUUAGAUGAAGGGCUCUGUUGUCUGAACAAAUGUUGCUAGCUUUCUUCUGCCUCAGCCAUUAUCAUGACGUGUUAUACACAGCCAUCUUUUGGAUAAACAUGUUACAUGUGUUUUAUGUGACCUCAGACAUAUAUAUGUCUUAGAAUAAAUGUGUUUUUCUGUCUUGAUUCUGAUUUCUUUGAUGUCAAUGGAUAUUUAUGAUGUCAAUUGUUGUCCCUGAGAAAGCCUGCAAUUAUCCUUAAAUACAGGAGCUCCCGUCAACCAAAAUUGUAUCAUUACACUGUAAUCAGUUCAGUAAUGCCUGGCCCAUACAACCCGUGAACCUCAACCCACCCAUCCAUGUUGACAAAGGAGCAUGCACAGUAAAGAUGCAGAGUGACUGCCUCUCUACAUCAUAUGAGCAGUAAUAACUUAUGCCGAAUGUGAUCGUUAGGGUUGUGUUGCCUCAGCACUCACAAGCACGAUUACAUCCUGCACACACAGCCAAUCUCAUCGGGAUAGUUGCAAAGAAAACGCUGCUGU
Messenger RNA from Pungitius pungitius (ninespine stickleback), 2035 nucleotides. It is a transcript of the gene cib2, whose product is annotated as calcium and integrin binding family member 2. The transcript has 6 exons. The coding region runs from base 369 to 932 and encodes 187 amino acids. Gene Ontology annotation, biological process: calcium ion homeostasis. Gene Ontology annotation, molecular function: magnesium ion binding; calcium ion binding. Gene Ontology annotation, cellular component: stereocilium; cytoplasm; cell periphery. NCBI's taxonomy places the organism in Eukaryota, Metazoa, Chordata, Actinopteri, Perciformes, Gasterosteidae. The record is from RefSeq and is a predicted model, not a curated record.